AUGCGCAACCUGAGCUGGCUGGGCUACGGCUGCCUGAAGCAGGACUGGACGCUGAUCGCCGUCAACACCAUCGGGGCGGCCCUGCAGACCCUCUACAUCCUGGCAUACCUCUACUACAGCCCUGCGAAGCGCCCUGUGCUGCUGCGGAGCCUGCUGCUCCUGGCUGUGCUGGCCGCCGGCUAUGGCUACUUCACCCUCCUGAUUGCCGAUAUGCGGACACGCCUGGCGCGCCUGGGGCUCUUCUGCAGCAUCUUCACCAUCAGCAUGUACCUCUCGCCACUGGCCGACCUGGCCAAGAUUGUCCGGACCAAGUCGACACGCUGCCUGUCCUUCCCCCUGACCAUCGCCACCUUCCUGGCCUCCACCAGCUGGACGCUGUAUGGCCUGCAGCUCCGCGACCCCUACAUCACG
Molecule: messenger RNA, 411 nt
Organism: Aptenodytes forsteri (emperor penguin)
Lineage: Eukaryota; Metazoa; Chordata; Aves; Sphenisciformes; Spheniscidae
Gene: SLC50A1
Product: solute carrier family 50 member 1
Exons: 4
Biological process (GO): carbohydrate transport
Cellular component (GO): membrane
Molecular function (GO): sugar transmembrane transporter activity
Source: RefSeq, a predicted model, not a curated record